Eremothecium gossypii ATCC 10895 is the source of this 1599-nucleotide messenger RNA. It is a transcript of the gene MDM36, whose product is annotated as Mdm36p. The transcript has a single exon. The record is from RefSeq and is marked provisional. Lineage: Eukaryota; Fungi; Ascomycota; Saccharomycetes; Saccharomycetales; Saccharomycetaceae. Bases 1 to 1599 code for a protein of 532 amino acids.
AUGGAAUACACAGACCCCAUACUGUCUCACUUUGCAGAUAAGAGCAGCUUGGACGCGGCGAAGCUCGGGGAGCUUCUUGAGGCACAACGUGUCGAGUCACGGGCGCGCGGGGAGGAGGCGCGUGAGGAGGCAGCGUUGCGACAAUGCGAGGCCACGCUCUCCAUGUACACAGACUUGAUAAAGUUGAAGGUUUUGUUGCGGAAGACAUGGGAUUUACAAGCGCUCGAUAAGUCGGUGCAGGUGCGGUUCGGCCCAGCGGGGGCAGGAGAGGCCAAGGAGCUGACUCGGCCAACGGAAGACUUCUACCGCGACAUUGCGCUCAAGACAGUCGCCAAGUGCGACAAAAUCUCGAAGGCCCUAGAGCAGCUUACAGUCGACUCGCAUGCGACCAUCCAUGCGAUACAGGAGUUCUCACACGGCCAGGCGCACGAGUACUACAUGCGGGACUCAGUGUGCCUCCUACUCGAAAUGUGGUUUCUCUGCGGUAACUUGUUGCGGGAGCUUAAGCGCAGUGUUGCCUCGUUUUUCAUGAAGGCCAAGCUUCUCCUUGUGGACCACGAGCUAGAAUGCAUACAGUCAUCAAUAAGCGGCCACGCGGCGCAGGAGCAGUACCACGCGCUCUCAGAAACCAUCAGCUCCUAUAAUUCUUUCAUACGUGUUCUCCUUCAGCAACUCCAGGAUGCCGAGAACUCGGGCGACCAGUCGCUGUUCGAGGACUGUCUGGGGGUGUUCUUGGAUGUCGAAAGCAUGUACCAGUCGCUCAACAUGACCUGGCUUCUGCGUGAAAACCGACUUCUACAGGCGGAUAUUACCGCUAUUGAGCGGGAACAGUUCGACCGCGAGGAGCAGCGGAAUGCUGAGCGCAUAGGCCAGUUGGUAGAUGAGGCCGUGCACAAAGACACGCAUACCGGUGAUGCCGAUGCAACAUCAGUAGUAUUUGACGCGUCUGAAGAUACCAUCGUUGCGGAUCAAUGCAUCGAAAAGAGCCAGUUGGGUAGCUCAGGAACUCUAGCCCCUCCGGUAGUGGCUAAUCGUACCGACAAUGAGCGUUCGGAGUUGUUAUCGAACCUUGAGCAAACGUCGAUUUCCCAGGAGUUACCCAACUUGCUGAAGGCGUUCAACAAUGCUAAACGUCUUGAGCUCGAACUAGAAAACGUACGCAUGAGCCCGGAGACUAGGUCGCCCAUGGGCUCCCCGCGCUCGCCAGCAAUGACAGACUCCGCGUUGCAGCAUCACAGUCCGACGUUACAAGCUUCUACCUACGGUAGGAUGUCGUCUUCCACGUCUCCACGGGCUAGGACAUUUACGUCUUUAAAGGAUACCACACCAGCUCUCUUACUACCCCCUGGCAUGAAUUCGAAUCCUUGCAGAAUGGGACCUUCCUUAGCAGGCAGUUCUAUAUUGGAAGGAUUGGGGCAUAAAAAGCAAGAUACCAAAAGUGGUGAUGACAAGGCUAUACCCGCGACAAAGCUCAAGCAGGAUAUGAUGAAGCUAAUGACAUCCAAUAGUGUAUUGCAGCAUGGUGCCCCGCAGGCGCCUAUUUAUGGCUUUGGCAGCAAUGUUUUGAACAAUUUGUACGGCAUUCGGUCACGGAAGUGA